Messenger RNA from Halteromyces radiatus, 763 nucleotides. RefSeq lists its product as uncharacterized. Lineage: Eukaryota; Fungi; Mucoromycota; Mucoromycetes; Mucorales; Cunninghamellaceae. The record is from RefSeq and is a predicted model, not a curated record. Bases 222 to 689 code for a protein of 155 amino acids. The transcript has 3 exons.
GGAACUGACAAGAAAAGUAAAAAUCAAAUUUUGAGAAUAUAUUUUUUCUUUUUUUUUUAAAAAAAAAAAAUAUCUGCGCCGCGACUCUUUAUUUCUUACCCUUCUUUUUCCCACUUUUUUCUUCUCCUCCUCUUUUCCACGUAACCUGACAUUAUAAAACAGCUUGGUAAUAAAAAUAAGACUACGUAUAAAGUAAUACCAUCUAAUUGUAUUUCAAUAGUAUGGAUUCCUUUGGCAAUUCUUCGCAGGGAUCUGUUCCAAUUAAUCCAAUGAUGGCAAUGAUACAACGUCAACAGCAAGAGCAACAGCAAUAUGAAGCUUUGUCUGCAGGUACAACAAUGGGUAUUAAUUCUGGAAUAUCAUCUUCCACCACUACCAGUAUCACUCAGAAUACUGCUAUGAUGACUUCACAACAAUCGAUACCUUCAUCUGGAAACAAUAAUAACAGCGUUCCAUAUAGUCCUCAGACUAUAGCCUAUUCUCAAGAACAACGUCAACAAGAAACACCGGUAAUGACUCAACAGCGUCCUCUCCAUCAAUCUAAUGAAAUGUUCAACACGAAUCGACAAAAUAGGCCACCCUAUUAUGACACGCAAAACGCGCCAUACUAUCCUACAUUCAUACCUCAACAACAAUUGUUCAAUAUGGGUAAGUCAUGUGUGUUUGUUAGAUAUACUUGGAAAACAUAAAAUUUACAACUUUUUUUUUUCUUUAUGUAUUAGGUCAUUCAUCGCCAAGUAGAUCUCCAGCUCCAAACCAUACC